AACACCACUCAAAAUCAUUUUCACUUCUGCGGCGUUUGCAUCGCAUCUGUUUCGUCCGCCCUGCCAUUCUGGUCUGUGUUUGAGACGUUGUUUCCCAUAUAUUUUUUGUUCUACUUGCAGCGGCUGCAACGUGACGCGCGCUUUAAACCGCCCCAAAACGCACCACCAAACUACACCGCCAACAACAACAACAACAACAAAAACCACACCAAGGAGAAAGAAGGAGAGCUGCAAAGUUUUUAUUUUGUGAUGCUGCUCUGCCAAAACCUGUUCUAAGUUGCCCACUGUGCGUGCGUGCAUACGUUUGUGUGUGUGUGUCAUCACUGUGAUUGAGCCUGUGUGUGUUGGUCCGUAUGCAAAUUUCUGACACGCCGACGUCGACGCCGCUGCCACCUGGCAGCUGAUUUUGCCUUUGCCAUAAGGAAUCCAACGCAACGCAACACAACACAUACACACACAAAGUACAGAGCCCAUUCAUGCAAGUACAGCUGCUGGUGACAAAAACAGCAAGCAGUGAGAUAAUACAACCCAGAAACCAGUUGGCAAAGCAUCACUGAAUCAAUAGAUGAGAUCGAGAGCAGCCGAAGGAGGAGCAACAACAGAAGAAGGAGCGUGGAGAGACACUCACAAUUAAUCAACGGAAUUCUGUUUGAUAUGCAUCGAACGUUGAGCACUUACAAGAAAAGAAACAAGAACCGAUUGAAAGAAGCACUUGCGUAACACUCUUUUAUUUUGCGCACUUGCCAACACUGCCCCUAGCCCCAAAACGGGGAAUACAGCAAACAUAAGCAACAAGGACAUUACCACCUACUCCCUCUACAUAUUUUGAGCUAAAAACUGUGCCAAGAUGUAUAAGCUAUUGGGUAGCCUGAAGAGCUACCUCAAAUGGCAGGACAUUCAGACAGACAACGCCGUCUUCCGGCUGCACAACUCAUUCACCACGGUGCUCCUGCUCACCUGCAGCCUGAUAAUCACCGCCACCCAGUAUGUGGGACAGCCGAUCAGCUGCAUCGUGAACGGUGUGCCCCCGCAUGUGGUGAACACGUUCUGCUGGAUCCACAGCACGUUCACCAUGCCGGAUGCGUUUCGCAGACAGGUUGGUCGCGAGGUGGCCCAUCCCGGUGUGGCCAAUGAUUUUGGAGAUGAGGAUGCCAAGAAAUACUACACCUACUACCAGUGGGUGUGCUUUGUGCUCUUCUUUCAGGCCAUGGCCUGUUAUACGCCCAAAUUUCUGUGGAAUAAAUUCGAGGGCGGCCUGAUGCGCAUGAUUGUCAUGGGCCUGAACAUAACGAUCUGCACCCGGGAGGAGAAGGAGGCCAAGCGGGAUGCCCUGCUCGAUUAUCUGAUUAAGCAUGUGAAGCGCCACAAGCUGUAUGCAAUCAGAUAUUGGGCCUGCGAGGUGCUUUGCUGCGUGAACAUCAUAGUGCAGAUGUAUCUGAUGAAUCGCUUCUUUGAUGGCGAAUUCCUCUCGUACGGCACGAACAUUAUGCAGCUGUCAGAUGUGCCGCAGGAGCAGCGCAUCGAUCCGAUGGUCUAUGUGUUCCCCCGUGUGACCAAGUGCACAUUCCACAAAUAUGGUGCCUCCGGAUCGCUGCAGAAGCACGACUCCCUCUGCAUCCUUCCCCUGAAUAUUGUCAACGAGAAGACAUAUGUGUUUAUUUGGUUCUGGUUCUGGAUUCUGCUCGUCCUGCUGCUCGGCCUGAUGGUAUUCCGCGCCUGCAUCAUCUUUAUGCCCAAGUUCAGGCCGCGCCUGCUGAAUGCCCGCAACCGGAUGAUACCCAUGGAGAUUUGUCGUUCGCUGUCCCGCAAGCUGGACAUUGGCGACUGGUGGCUCAUCUACAUGCUGGGCCGCAAUCUGGAUCCCGUCAUCUACAAGGAUGUGAUGAGCGAGUUUGCCAAGCAGGUGGAGCCGGCCAAGCACGAUCGUGCCAAGUAAAUAAACAGCAGCAACAGCAGCCGCCUCUUCUCUUACGCCUGGACACCCUAUCCGCGGAAUCAUCCAGCAGAAUCCGCCUCCGACUACCCCCUUUGGACUAUUAAUUUUAUUUAGCGCAAAUCAUUUUAAUUAGUUGAAACCCAAGAGAACCUAAACGAACCGAACCGAACGGAAAAACCUAUCCACCACACAAUUCUCUCUAGUUCUGUGAUCCCCCGACCCAGGCUCCUCACGCCCCCGCCCUACUUUCCGCCCCACUGAGGGGAACUAUCAUAUUACGUCUUAUAAUCAAUGAUCACAACUCGAAUCGAAUCGCUUGGCAGAAAACAAAACAAGAAGAAAAAUCUUUUUUUUUGUUUUGCUUCAUUAUUAUUUUUUUUGCAAUUUCCACAACAACAAAAAAAAGAGAUUUUCCCACGGAAAUGUGCAUGAAAAAUCAAUUUUUUUUUCCUAAUGUUUAAAAGAAACGUAUUUAAUAACUAGCUUUUAUUUAUAAAUAGAAAUCAUACAAAACAAAAAAUGAACAAAAUCAGUCAAAAAUUCGAUAUUUUUGCAUGAAAUUUGUGAAAUUGUUCAAACGCUUCGCAGCCAAUACAUAAAUAUUGCUUUUGAGUCUUUCAUAAUAAUAGAUUUUAGUUUUCACGGAAGCGUUUUAACAAU
This is a messenger RNA of Drosophila subobscura, 2596 nucleotides long. It is a transcript of the gene ogre, whose product is annotated as innexin inx1. Gene Ontology annotation, molecular function: gap junction channel activity. The coding region runs from base 848 to 1936 and encodes 362 amino acids. The record is from RefSeq and is a predicted model, not a curated record. The transcript has 7 exons. NCBI's taxonomy places the organism in Eukaryota, Metazoa, Arthropoda, Insecta, Diptera, Drosophilidae. Gene Ontology annotation, cellular component: gap junction; plasma membrane.